Struthio camelus australis is the source of this 303-nucleotide messenger RNA. Lineage: Eukaryota; Metazoa; Chordata; Aves; Struthioniformes; Struthionidae. The record is from RefSeq and is a predicted model, not a curated record.
AUGUCCCGCCUGGCACAGCCUCCUGAAAAAGCCCCCAAAAGAGAGAAAAGGCCCAGCACAGCCCAAAAAAGCCUGAAGAACCUCAAGAAGCCCAAGAAAGUGGAAAAGGCCCUCAAAGGCCCAGAAAAAGUGCACAAAAAUCCAGAAAAGUACUCCAAAAAGCCCAGAAAGAUCCAGCAUAGGCUGCUCCCCAAAAGCCCUCCCAAAAAACAGAAAAGCCCUGAAAAAACAAAGAAAAAGUCCCAAAGCCCCAAAAUAUCCAAAAAUGUGCCAAAAGACCCCCAUCAUCCAAAAAUGCUUUGA